Messenger RNA from Eimeria necatrix, 777 nucleotides. Its product is annotated as zinc finger (C3HC4 type) / FHA domain-containing protein, putative. The record is from RefSeq and is a predicted model, not a curated record. Gene Ontology annotation, molecular function: zinc ion binding. Lineage: Eukaryota; Apicomplexa; Conoidasida; Eucoccidiorida; Eimeriidae.
AUGUCUUCUCUCAACAGAAAUGGAGGACAAGAGCCCUUUAGAGCGGCGUUUCGUGGUGAUGCCCGCGGAGCGGUCGGGGCCCUCGGGUGUCUGUACACCUCAGAAGCUGUGGUCGAUUGUCCGAGAAAUAAUAAUAAACACAUUUUACAAGAAAAUGAUAUUAUUAAACUUGGAAGAUAUAAAUUAAAAGUAAAACAAAUAGUGACGCAAACCCUCAAAAGAGAGGAUUCUCAAAACCCUAAUUCCGAGAUUCCACCCCUCAAACUCGACGACGGAGAACCCCCGCUUUCCUUCGUUGCCUCCAACGACAUGCAGUGCCGGAUUUGCCUGCUGGAGGGCAACCAAGAAGGAGACCCUUUGAUAUCUCCUUGCGACUGCAAAGGGUCAAUUAGAUUUGUUCAUUUGAGUUGCAUAAGACAUUGGAUUUCUGGAAGAUUAAACAUUCAGCAGCAGGAGCAGCAGCAGCAGCAGCAGCAGCAGCAGCAGCAGCAGCAAAAACCCCUCUUCGUCAAACAACUCCUCUGCGAACUCUGCAAGUUCCCCUACCCCGCGGCCAUCAACUACAACAACGGCGAGUCUUUUCUUCUUAUUUCUUUUUUAUUUUAUUUCUUUUAUUCUUUUAUUCUUUUAUUUCUUUUAUUUCUUUUAUUUCUUUUAUUUUGUUUGUUUUGUUUGUUUUGUUUCUUUCAUUCCUUUUUGCCUUUUCUUUCCGCUUUCUUUUGGCGGGCUUGGCGGCGUUUUUCGCUUCUUCUCGAGGGUUUAGGGUUUAGGGUUUAG